Drosophila pseudoobscura is the source of this 735-nucleotide messenger RNA. RefSeq lists its product as uncharacterized. The transcript has a single exon. The coding region runs from base 1 to 735 and encodes 244 amino acids. Lineage: Eukaryota; Metazoa; Arthropoda; Insecta; Diptera; Drosophilidae. Gene Ontology annotation, biological process: proteolysis. Gene Ontology annotation, molecular function: serine-type endopeptidase activity. The record is from RefSeq and is a predicted model, not a curated record.
AUGCCCCACUUCGGCUACAAUAAAGGACAUUAUGGCUUUGAGCAUGUACACAGAUCGACCACCGUGAAGGCAGACCAUGAUAAAGAUUCGCUCGAUGACUAUGUGGUGCGAAUAAUAGCCGGUGGGAAGGUUGUCUGCAAUGGGAUCCUUGUCAACAAGAACGAGGUGCUCACGGUCAGCACCUGCCUCAUGGACGCUCCGUUACCUUCAAUAUCCAUAAAACUGUUAGAUGGCUCUAGCCACAAUGCGACAAGCAACCGUCCGGCAAGUGACUACACGAUGAAAGAGGCUGAGCAGCUGCUUACUCUCAUCAAGCUGGGAGCGGAGCUCACGGACGAGUUCUCGAAACCACCGCCAAUAUGCCCACAGCACGUCAAGUCGACGGAUCCUGUCCAGUUGUGGGCGUGGAAUAGCCGCAAGACCCACAUAAGGAAAAGUCGAGUCGCCCAGUUAAUGGAUGAUGAGUGCAAGGGCAAGGUCCAGGAUCCCAACGGCCUUGUCAUCAAGAACUACACCAGUUGCAUUGUCAAUACCCAGACUUCCAAGAAAUGUAUCCGUAGCUUUGGCCUGCCCUAUGUCCAUGAGGGCAGCUUCUGUGGCAUGAAUAUUCUGGGGCACAACUGUCCGAGUGCCAGCAUUGCCGAUGUCUAUGUGCGGCUGAUCGAUCAGAAGCGGUUCAUUAGCGAGAAGCUGAAUUCGGUUCGACUUUCGGGAAUCGACAAAGAGAUAUUCUAA